CACUGACAAAGCACAAAUUUCUGGAGAUACCACCCAGAGCAGUAUGGCCCACAAAGAUGCCUACUCCGCCCUGAUGAAGGGUGUUGAGGAGCUGGACUGCCGGGGACCGGCUGUGCCCGGUGACCUGGUGCUGAUCGGUGACCAUGCCUUCCCCCUGGCCAUGAACCCUCGGGGUCAGGUCCUGAUGGCAGCUUCCAGAUAUAGCCAGGGUCGCAUUGUGGUGCUGGGUCAUGAGGCCUUCCUCACCACCUUUCCCGUCGUGGUGGAGAACGCCCUGACCUGGCUGAAGCCCUCCACUGACGCCCAGGUGGGAAUCCACUCAGCCUACAGUGCUGUGGCCCAUAACCUGUGCUACACCAGCAUCCGGGCAGAGGUAGGGGGCUUCCACAGUGGGCUGGGUGUUUAUGUCACUGAUGCCUACAGUGUGGGCCCCACUGCAAAGGAGCUCGUGGCCUUUCUGAAGGAAGGGGGUGGUCUGCUUGUUGCUGGUCAAGCUUGGAGCUGGGCCAUGGAUCACCCUAAGGAGAACGCCCUGCUGGGCUUCCCAGGGAACAAGGUGUGCAGUGUGGCUGGGAUCUACUUCUCUGAACACCCAGGGGAGCUGGGCGUGUUCCCCGUGCCCAGGCAGAUCCCUUCCAGCUGGCUGGCAGUGUCGAUUGACAAGGACUUCCAGGACGACCUGGAGUUCCUGCUGCAGGGGGUGUCUGAGUUUGACAUCCAGGGUGGGGCAGUACCCUCGGAGGUCCUAGUGCAUGGUCCCUUAGCUUUCCCCAUCGCCACCACCAAUGAUGGCAGGGCCUUCAUCGCUGGAUCCUACUAUGGGCAAGGUCGUGUCAUCGUUACCACCCACGAGGGCUACCUGGGACGCCAGGCUCUGGCUCCUUUCCUGAUCAAUGCAGUGCACUGGCUGGAUGAGGGCCGGCAUGGGACGGUAGGUGUCCUUCCUCAGCUCAAUGGAGCCCACGCCCUCCUGAGCCAGUCUGGCCUCACCUGUGAGAAGACAGGGUUCAAACAGGGGCUGAGUGUUUAUGUCUGCACCUCAUACAGUGAUGCUCAUGCCGCUGACAUCCAGGAGUUUGUGGCUGAGGGUGGGGGUCUUCUCAUUGGAGGCCAUGCCUGGUACUGGGCACAAACCCAGAGUGGCCGCAAUGCCAUGACUGAGUACCCUGGCAACCACAUCCUUAACAAGAUGGGCUUUAGCAUCCUGGGGGCCACCUUAAAUGCAGGCCUAUAUCCAGCCCCACAGCCCGCGAAGGCCUGCUCUGAGGCCUAUCACUUCCGAAGAAUGCUGCAGAACUUUACGGGUCAUGUGACCUGUGGGCAGAAGCUGACAGAGCACGAGCAGGCCUGCCUGAAGCGGCUGGGUGGGGACUGUGCAACCUACCUGCGUAUGCAAGCCCAUGACUGCCCUUCCUAUAACUCCAUCCUCAACACACUCACCAACAUGGUAAAGAAGGCCGGUGUACCGCAAGUCUGUGCCAGCUGCCCUGUGGAGAACUCUAAGGACCACCUCCUUCUCCACGUGGGCACUGAGGUGUACAAGGCAUCCCCCAAUCCAGACGACCUCCUGCCCUACAUCAUCAAGGACAGGCCCAACCUGCCCACAGUCCCCAAUGCCAGGGUCCAAAUCCACGGCAACACUGCAGGCAGUGAGGAGUGGAAGAGCACUGGCCUGUACCUCUCUCCUGGCAUGAAGACACACAUGGCAAUCCCCUCCCAAAUCGUCGGAAAAGGCUGGAAAGUGCAGAUCGGCUGCCAGACAGACUAUGUUGGCAACGCAGCUCAACUGAAGAGGGCACCAGUGGUACAUGAGCGAUUCCCCAUAGAGUCAGAGAUGAUUCAGGUCUCAAAUUUGUGGGGUGGACUGAUCUACCUGGUGGCUCCGCCCAAUUGCCAGGUGGGAGAGCUGGAGGUCGUUGUGGAAAGAGCCAUCUGUGCACCAUACUACAAGUCUGGGGAGACCAGUGUGGCGGACUGGGUUGGGGGGAUCCGUCAUGCUCCUGCUCCCUGGGCAGAGAUGGAGUUUGAAAACAUCAUCAUGACAGUACCAUCAGAGGUGGUGCGCAAAGUCAAACAGCCAGAUGAGGUGGCAAAGCUCUGGGACAGCAUCAUGAGGAGUAUUGCGGAGCUGGCCGCCAUCCCCGCUAAGUUCCCACGCAAGGAGCGCUAUGUUGCAGAUGUGCAGAUCUCCCAUGGUUUCAUGCAUGCAGGAUACCCAGUCAUGAUGCAUUCGUCCUCAGCCCCCAGCUUGGUGGACCCAAAGCUGGCUCGCAAGAGUGGGCUCUGGGGGGCCAUCCACGAGCUGGGCCACAACCAGCAGCGGGGUGCCUGGGAGUUCCCACCGCACACCACAGAGUGCACCUGCAACCUGUGGUCCAUCUAUGUGCACGAGACCGUGCUGGGCAUGGGACGGGCCCAGGCACAUGAGGCUAUCACCCCUUGCAGCCGGAAGAAGAGGAUCGAACAGUUUCUGCAGGGUGGGAGGACGCUGGGCAGUUGGAACGUCUGGACAGCGCUGGAGACCUACAUGCAGCUCCAGGAGAAGUUUGGCUGGGAGGCGUUCAAGAAGGUCUUUGCUGCCUACCAUCACAUGAAGAACGUGCCCAAUGACAACAAGGGCAAGAUGAACCUGUAUGCUGAGACCUUCUCCCGCACAGUCAACAGAAAUCUGGUGCCCUUCUUCAAGUCCUGGAGCUGGCCCAUUGAGCCUGAGCUGGAGAAGAAGCUGGCAGACCUGCCUGAGUGGAAUGACCACCCCAUGGCUAAGUUUUCCUGAGCACUGCUGAAGAAGCCAUCAACCAAAGACUCCUGCCAUCGUUGCAGUGGCCUGGAAAGCUGACCCAUUAUUGCACCUGUUGCCUUCAGCAAUCAGUGGACUCUAAAUUCACCUUCCCCUUGUUUUCUUUUCUCCGUUACAAACUGUGCUGCACAUCCUAAAAACCUCCCUCUUUGGUGGCACUUCCUUACACAUAGACUUUUUCUGGGCUACCUGUGUAUGCACUUUGAACUGUCUCUUAAUAUACUUGUUUACCUAUUAUUGAUCUUAAUAAUGUAAUAAUAAUAAUAUUAAUAAUUAUGUUACUAUGAUCAUAAAUCAUGCUAACAUACAUUAUUAUCAUUUGUUACAUACAUCUAACUUAUGAUUAUCAACACAGUACAACAUUUUUAUAUGUGAUAUUUAUCCAGGUGUAUUCAUUUUAGGCCCGUGUUACCUGUGCCUUUGCUUCAUAAUGCAUAUGAGGGCAAUUGUUGUUCUUCUCAGUUUAAGCCUUGUUGUUUUACACUUAGAGAUCCGAUGCAGUGAUUGUAAAAUCUGGGUGCCUCCCAGAGUCCCAGUGCAUCUGUUCUAAUUUAGCAAGCCACACAAGUAGAGUAAAGCCAGCCAACAAUUCUCCUGGAAAAACAACUUAGCCAUUAAUUACUGUAAACAAAAGGCAACAAAUGAAGAAUUCACUUUUAAUUCUGUCUGUCCUCUACAACAUAGAAAGAUAGAAACAAGAUAUGA
This is a messenger RNA of Megalops cyprinoides (Indo-Pacific tarpon), 3505 nucleotides long. Its product is annotated as TRPM8 channel-associated factor homolog. NCBI's taxonomy places the organism in Eukaryota, Metazoa, Chordata, Actinopteri, Elopiformes, Megalopidae. The transcript has 8 exons. The record is from RefSeq and is a predicted model, not a curated record. Bases 44 to 2776 code for a protein of 910 amino acids.